AUGAACGUCGGAGGAGCACAAGGGGGCGGCGCGCCGCUGCAUCGGCCCCUUACGCCCCAGAAGGUGCACCAGCAGCAGCCCGCACACAUGUCUCUCAACCUCGGGGACUCCAUGGGCGCAGCAUCCCUCAUGAUGCCGACCAACUCCAACGCCCCUCGCCCCCUCCACAGCCUUCCCACCGCGUCAGCGCUCUUUUCCCCACACCCUCAACAACAACAACAGAUGGCCGUCGGUGGCUUUCCCAUGCAACAGCAGCAGUUCCCACCGCAGCAGCCGCAUCAACUCCAGCAGCAGCAACAGCACCAGCAGCAGCCCGGCCUCGUCAUGGGCCAACUGCAGCCGCAGCCGCAGCUCCAGCAGAUGCCGCCGCAGCAGCAGCAGCCCAUCGUGUACGCGACGCCCGUGGUCGGCAGCGGCAGCAAUGGAGGUAGCGCCAAGCCCGCCUCGAUGGGGUCGGGCGGCAUGCCCACGAGCUCCAAGCACAUGCCCGUCCUCGUGCCCGUCCCCAAGCACUCGGCGCACUCGCCCGCUCACCCCGCGCCGCAGCAAGUGCAGCCGCAGCAGACGAUGCCCGGCAUGAAUGCUGCGCUCUGGCAGGCUCAGCAACAGCAGCAGCAGCAACAGCAGCAGCUCCAACAGCAACAGCUUCAGAAGCAGCAACAGCUCCAACAACAGCAACAGCUACACCAGCAGCAACAGCAGCUCCAGCAGAUGCAGCUGCAAAUGCAGCUCCAGCACUCGCAGCAAAUGCAACUCCAGCACUCGCAGCAAAUGCAGAUUCCUCAACAACUGCAGGCGCCGCUAAGCGGCCAGCAACAGCUACAACAGCAUCUUCAACAGCAGCAGCUCCAGCUUCAGCAGCAGCAGCAGCAUCAGCUUCAGCAGCAGGCCAUCAACCAGCAGCAGCAGGCCGCCCUGCACGAGGCCAAGGCGCGCGAGGCCGAGCUGGCGGCCAAGGCGGCGGCCGAGGAGAAGCACAAGGCCGAGCAGCAGGCCCGCGAAAAGAUGGCCCAGGAGAAGAUGGAGCAGGAGCGGAUGCGCCUCGCCAAGCUCCACGCCGACCACCAGAAGCAACUGCAGCGCGAGCAGGAGGAGGAACGGCGAAAGCGGGAGGCCCUCGAGGCCGAGAAGGCCCGUCUGCGCGCCGAGAAGGAGCAGGAGAAGCUCCAGGCCCAGCAGCAGAUGAUGCGCAAGAUGGAGGAGGAGGCGCGUCAGGCGGCGGCCAAGCGCGAGCAGGAGCAGGCACGCCUGGAGGCCGAGCGACAGGCGGCCGUGGCGCAGAUGCAGGCGCAGCUGGUGGCCGCCCAGCAGCAGCAGCUCCAGCUCCACCACGCCGAACAGCAGCGCAUCGAGGCCCAGGCCGCCGCCAUCGCCCAGGCAAGUCACGCGGCGCAGGCCCAGGCGGCGCAGCGCGCGGCGCAACUCGAGCGCGAGCGUCAGCACUCCGAACAGGAGUUCCAGCGACAGCGCGCGCUUCACGCGCAGGGCGAGCAGGAGACCGCGCGACAGCUCGAGGCCGAGCGUGCCAAGAUCUUGGAGGCGCAGAAGCGCGCCGAGGAGGAGGUCCGCGCCCGCGCCGAGGAACUCGAGCGACAGAAGGCCCAGAUGGAACUCUGGUAUCGCCAAAGUGCGCAUGAGAUGGCGCAGGUCGAGAAGAAGCGCAUCCAGGAGGAGCUCGAGUCGCAGAAGCAGGCGAUGGAGUGGGAGCGGCAGAAGAUGGAGGCCGAGCUCCAGCGCCGACGACUGGAGGAGGAGUCCCAGCUCACCGCCAAGGCCCAUCUCAUCGAGAAGCUGCGCCUCGAGGAGGAGGCCAAGGAGCUCGAGCGCCAGCGCCAGCAGGCCGAGCAACUCGUCCAGAUGGAGCAGCAGCGCAAGAUGCUCGAAAUGGAGGCCAUCGAACGACAGCGUCAGCGGGAGGAGCAGGAGCUCACGCUGGAGAAGCUGCGGAUGGCGGAGCAGGCGGUGCGCGAGCGCGAGCGCAAGAUCGAGGAGGAGGCGCGCCGACAGCACAUGGAGCGCGCGGCGCGCGAGGAGGAGAUCCGCCAGCGCGAGGAGCAGAUCAAGGCCGAGAUGGCCUGGCGCGAGCAGGAGCGCCUGCGCCACAUCCACGCCGAGAUCGAGGAGCAGCGGCGGCGCAUGGAGGCCGAGCGCAAGCAGCAGGAGUACGCCCUGGCCAUGGCCCGCAACGAGCACGUCAAGCGCGAGGAGGAGCGCAAGCGGCUCGAGAUGGAGGAGCUCGUGCGCAAGGAGCAGCUCAUCAUCGAGCGUGAGCGGCUGCAGGAGGAGAUCAGGCUGCAGCAGGAGGAGCUCAAGCGGGUGCGCGACGCCGCGGCCCGUGAGAAGGAGCAGAUCCAGCGCGAGCUCGCCGAGCAGAAGCAGCGCGAGCGCCAGCGCGCCGAGGCCAUGAUCCAGCACCCGCAGCAGCGGCCGCCCGUCUCCCCGCCCAACUCGUCGGGCUACGGCGUCUUCGCCUCCGGCAACGCCCAGACCAACCCGCCCCGGCCCAUCCAGUGGCCCGGCGCCGCCCCGCCCGCCCCGCGCAGCACCGGUGGCGGCGGCGGCCAGCACGGCUUCUCGGUCGCGCCCACCGACGAGGCCCUGCCCACGCCCGUGCCCCUGCCCGUCGAUUUCCAGUCAAUGCCGGCUCUGCCGGCCCGGCCCGCCGCCGUGUCGACACAAUUACCUGCCCUGCCGCCGCAGCCACUGACGGGACCCGACGCCGCGCUGUCGCCGCGCAGCUGGGAGGCCAAGGAGCUGUCGCGCCGCGAGAAGAAGGAGGCCAAGAAGCUGCGCAAGAAGGAGGAGGAGGAGCGGAAGCGCGAGAAGAAGAAGGAGAAGCGCGAGAAGAAGAGCAGCAAGGCCGCCAAGAAGAGUGGCGGCGGCGGCGGCAGCAGCAACGCCAAGAUCUCCGCCAUGGCCUCCCUCUCCAUGCCCCACACCCCGGCCCAGCCCGCCACCAUGCCCGUGCAGCACCAGCACCAGCCGCCCGCCGCGCACGUUGCGCCGACGCCGCCCAAGUCGGCCGGCCACAGCGACAGCGCGACGCAGAACAACGUCAGCCUGGCGUCGGCGGCGUCGACGCUGGAGACGCCGAAGGAGCGGGCCAACUUCUUCGAGAUGAGCAAGAGCAAGGACAUCCAGCUCAACGACGACGAGGCGCUCAAGGCCGGCGGCGGCAAGAAGCGCAACCUCUUCAAGAAGUCGAACAAGGGCAGCAAGACCGAGGCCAUCUCGCGCACCCAGAGCGGCCUCAAGCUCGACUCGAAGCCCUACCUCUCCAUCUGGCUGCCUGGUGCGGACACGCUCUCGGCGCCGCGCAUUCACAAGCUCAAGAAGAAGAAGCUCUUCGUCGGCAGCGACACUUCGUGCCACAUCUGCGUACCCGACGAGAACUGCGCCAAGCGUCAGGCCCUCAUCUAUUCCGACAACGGAGUGAUCAUGAUUCGGGAUCUGGACGCGAGCAAGGGCUCGACCAAGGUCAACGGGCAGGCCGUCCCCGAGAAGGGCACCGUCCUCCGCCCCGGCGACGUGCUCGCCAUCGGCAAGACCAAGAUCGUCGUCUGCAACGAUCGUGUGGACAAGCCCAACAAGUUCCUGCCUGAGGACCACUCGGCGACCGUGUCGCCGCCGGGCUCGUUCUCCAGCGGCAUGCCCUUCACGGCCUCCACCAAUAAUGGCGUCCCCUCGGGCCUCGCCGGCCAAUCGGCGCCGGCCCUCUUCUUCGGCGGCGGCAGCAGCAGCGGCAACAGCGGCGGCAUGGCCAGCGUACUGACCCCGCCGCCCACCCUCACCACGCCCGGCGGUGCGUCCAUCCACCACUCGACGCCCGCCGGCCUUCAUCACUAUCAGCCGUCGCCGCCGCCGGUCGGCUACGCGGGCGUGGCCGAUGUCGGCCGCACCGGCGCCCAGUCGCCCGCGCCGACGACCGAGCAGUGGAACGACGACGACCUCGACGCCGUCGAACACGAGCAGGAGCGAGAAGACGAAUACGAUGAAGAGGAGGAGGCGGACGGCGGCGCCUACGGUGCGUCGGCCGACGCGGUCGACGAUAACGGCGGCGAUGACUAUGGGACGUGGGGCGAGGAGCACAGCGGCAGGCGGCGGGGCUCGUCGAUCCGCAAGGAGGAGAUCGAUUCGCUGGCUGCCACGCUCAAGGGCCUCGGGCUGGCGACGGCGGGCGCCGCCGACGUGGCCACCACAGCCGACGCCACGGUGGACGACACCGACUACCAGGUGAGCAGCACCUCGAGUCUGCCCGCCUCCGCUGUCCCCUCCUAG
Messenger RNA from Acanthamoeba castellanii str. Neff, 4278 nucleotides. Its product is annotated as FHA domain containing protein. Gene Ontology annotation, molecular function: protein binding. The coding region runs from base 1 to 4278 and encodes 1425 amino acids. The record is from RefSeq and is a predicted model, not a curated record. The transcript has 13 exons. Lineage: Eukaryota; Discosea; Longamoebia; Acanthamoebidae.